This is a messenger RNA of Aureococcus anophagefferens, 1440 nucleotides long. RefSeq lists its product as hypothetical. The transcript has a single exon. The coding region runs from base 1 to 1440 and encodes 479 amino acids. Lineage: Eukaryota; Pelagophyceae; Pelagomonadales; Pelagomonadaceae. Gene Ontology annotation, cellular component: mitochondrion. Gene Ontology annotation, molecular function: ATP binding; nucleic acid binding. The record is from RefSeq and is a predicted model, not a curated record.
AUGACGCCCAUCCAGGAGCUCGCCUUCGGGCCGGCGUCCGACGGCGACGACAUCGUCGCGCGUGCGCAGACGGGCACGGGCAAGACCCUGGCCUUCCUCGUGCCGUCGCUGAAGCGGCUCCUCGAGGGCGACCUGCUCGACCGGGAGAAGCGGCGGCCGCGCGUCGUCGUGCUGUCGCCGACGCGCGAGCUCGCCCAGCAGAUCCACGCCCAGGCCGAGCGCCUCGCCGCGGGCACGCCCGCCAAGUGCUGCUGCGUCGUCGGCGGCACGUCCAAGGGCGCGGACGUGCGGAAAUUAAAGGCCGGCGUCGACGUGCUCGUCGCGACCCCCGGGCGGCUCUGCGACCUGCUCGGCGGCGACGAGCGGCUGCUGCGGGGCGCCCAGACGCUCGUGCUCGACGAGGGCGACCGGCUCUUAGACGAGGGCUUCGAGCGCCAGCUCACGCAGAUCGUCGCCGCGUCGAGCCGGAGCCGGCAGACGCUCUGCUUCUCCGCGACGAUGCCCGCGGAUCUGGACCGCAUGCUGCGGAGCGGCGCCGUGAAGCGGGACCACGCGCGCCUCGACGCGGCGGGCCUCGGGUCCACGGUCGCCGACGCGACGGCCGCGCGCGUCGCGCUCUCGCGGCUGAGUUUGCCGCGGGGCGCGGACGCGCUCGGGUCCCUCGCGAACGCGCUAAACGCGCACCGCGGCGGCAAGGGCGGGUCCAAGGUCGUCGUCUUCUGCCCGACGACGGCGUCGGCGGAGCUCGCGGCGGCCUACCUCCACCGGCGGGGCCUCGACAACGCGGCGCUCCACUCGCGGAAGACGCAGAGCUACCGGACGCGCGUGUCCAACGCCUUUCGCGACGCCGACGCGUCAUCGGCCCACGCGAUCCUCGUCGCCACGGACGUCGCCGCGCGCGGCGUCGACUACCCCGGCGUGUCGCUCGUCGUCCAGCUCGGCGCGCCGGACUCGCGCGAGCAGUUCGUGCACCGCGCGGGCCGCACGGGCCGCGCGGGCGCAUCGGGCGAGGCGCUCCUCGUCCUCGAGCACUGGGAGCAGGGCCACGCGCUGGGCAUGCUCGGCGACGUGCCGGGCCUCGGCGACGCGGACCCGGCGGCGGUGCUGCCCGCGGGCGACGACGCGGCCGCGUCCGUCGCGGCCAUGAAGGCCAUCGCCCGCGACGUCCGCGACAAGGCCUACGUCGCCUGGCUCGGCCACACGAACGCCAAGGCCAAGGCCCUCGGCUGGAGCAAGCAGGAGCUCGUGGACCGCGCGAACGCGAUGGCCGUCGACGACUACAAGCUCGUCGACAUCCCGGCGCUCACGCCGCGCGCCGUCGGCUUCAUGGGCCUCAAGCAGGUCCGCAACAUCCGCGUCGAGAAGAAGGCCCCGCCCCAGAACCGGCGGAGCCAGGGAAACAAGCCCCAGCGCAAGAAGGCGCCGCCGCGCCGCUCGUAG